GGCAUUAACUGCUAGGAUAUUUCUUAUCUGUAAGAUAGAAACUCAUUGUUUGCUGUGACUAAACAUUUUGUGUUAAUGUAUACAGGCGUGUUAUGAAAACAAUGUAUUAGGUGUAUUUUAAACAUCUGAAAAUACUUGACAUUUUUGUGAGUUCUCCUGAUUUUCUUCUCUCUUUGUGACAAUUGUUAUAUUUAGCCUGUGCAAAACACUAAAUGUAAAGUUGCUAUGAGUUCUUUAAAUGCAAGCUUCUCCCUGAAUAUUUCUGUUGUUCGUCCUGAAUACUUUUUUAUCCUUGGACUUUCAGGUAUACCUUACAGCAAUUUGUACUAUAUUUUCAUAUUCAUUAUUUAUUUCAUCACUGUAAUUGGCAACUUUCUAGUCAUUCUUCUUAUAGUUCUUGACCGGAGUCUGCACAGUCCAAAGUACAUUGGUGUGUUUAACUUGGCCUUGGCUGAUAUUGGUGAAACUAAUGCUCUGAUUCCUAACAUGAUGAAGACUUUUCUGUUUGACUCACAGUACAUCUCCUACAAUGCUUGUUUGGUGAACAUGUUUUUUGUGUUUCUUUUUAGCUCUAUGCAGAGUCUCACCCUUGUUGUUAUGGCGUAUGAUCGUUUAAUUGCAAUUUGCUUGCCAUUAAGAUAUCAUGUCAUUGUGAACAACACCAGUAUGAUUUCAAUUUUCUCAGCUGUUUUCAUGUUCAAUUCGAUUAUUGUUGCCUCCAUGGUGUCUUUGGUGACCAACAUAUCAUUCUGUAAAUCCAAUGUGAUACAGAGUUAUUUUUGUGAUCACGGACCAAUGUUUAGGAUGGCAUGCAAUGACAAUAACAUAAAUAAGAUUAUGGGAUUUCUCUACACAACUUUAUACCUUAUAGCACCCAUGCUUGUCAUUUUCUUGUCAUAUCUGGGCAUUUUCUUGGUUGUAAGCAAGAUUGCAACUUGGGAAAGACGUUUGAAAGCACUGAAGACCUGUGUUUCACAUCUGUUAUUAGUGGGGAUUUAUUUUCUCCCCAUAUUCUUCACAUACCUUACUUCAUUAUUGCUUUUUAGCACCUCCAAUUCUAGAGUCAUCAGCACGUCUUUGGCUUAUGCUAUUCCACCAAUGCUUAAUCCCAUUAUUUAUGUAUUAAACACAGCUGAAAUCAAAAACACAAUUCGAAAAGGUUUUAAAAACAGAUCUCUGCCCAUUGAGACGGUUUCAAAGUGAAUAAAACGUUUAUUUUUUAUUGUUUGAUAUCACAAAUAUGACUUCUGCAUCUGCAUAAUGUAUAUACUGUAGGUCUCACAUAGUUCUUUGUACCAAAAUGAUGACAAAGAACAAUGUUUUCUUCAUAAAGCUAGCUUUUUUUCUCCAUAUUUAAGUAGAUUAUUAUUCUGUUUUAGUGUGCAUAAAAUAUACAGAAUGCAACUGUACAGUAGAAAUAUACUAAUUAUCUACCCUUU
Molecule: messenger RNA, 1439 nt
Organism: Danio rerio (zebrafish)
Lineage: Eukaryota; Metazoa; Chordata; Actinopteri; Cypriniformes; Danionidae
Gene: or42c4
Product: odorant receptor, family 42, subfamily C, member 4
Biological process (GO): signal transduction; G protein-coupled receptor signaling pathway
Cellular component (GO): membrane; plasma membrane
Molecular function (GO): olfactory receptor activity; G protein-coupled receptor activity
Source: RefSeq, marked provisional